Oikopleura dioica is the source of this 10896-nucleotide messenger RNA. NCBI's taxonomy places the organism in Eukaryota, Metazoa, Chordata, Appendicularia, Copelata, Oikopleuridae. The record is from the annotation of a GenBank genome assembly.
AUGGAAAAUCGACUGAUGACAGGCAACAAAAAUUUUGGAUCCUGCGUGCCUGACUUUGGACUCCUGAAGCCUGGCUGCGUUUGUCCUGACUUCCACACAUGCGAUGCCGUAGAUGGAAUUUGCUCGACUAUUGACGACUGCACUGGUCCUCCCGAUCCAUUGGACUGUGCCAAGGUCUACGACGAGUCUUUCCGAUGCUGGUUCGAUCCCAACGGAGAGUGUAAAGAAAACACGAUCGAUUAUCUCCAGGAAAACUGCUACCCAAAAGAAUGCAUGCCUCGACUUUGCGGAAGUUUCCAAAACAACCCGACUAAUUUCAAUGGAACGAUUCCAUAUGCCGACCCAAGGGCGCAGCAAAUCUGCCUCACAAACAACGAUAAUUUCAAAGGAAACUUGACCAAAUACAGCGAAAUGCAAAAACGAAGGCCAAACAAUCUCAUUUCCCGGGAAUGGGCCAGCGACUCUACGAUGGCAGCCCAGAAGAAUACCCGAUUUCUCCUUACAAUCUUUGUAUCCUACGACACGACCAACAGCUUGAUCCAGUGCGUCAACACUUUCGGCUCAUACACGACAGUCUGCGCGCACGGUUAUCAAAAAGCCAAUCCAACGGAAACUGAUCCUGACUUGAUCGUCUGCGAAGACAUCAAUGAAUGCGACGCACCAAAAGUGCUUGUGAUGGAGGAGCAUACCUGCUACAUUGAUACUUCGACAGGAGAUGAAGCUUGUUCCUGUCUCGACGGUUUCGAUACUGUCACGAACACAGUUGCCGACCCUCUUGCCGAUCCUUACUAUGAAUGCUACGAUAUAAAUGAAUGUUUAUCUACGGAUCCAAACACCAUCCAUAAAUGUCAUGUGAGCUCAAUUUGCGAAAAUACUGUUGGCUCAUACGAUUGCUAUUGUCCAAACGGAUAUUUGCUUGAUGAUGCUGCUUGCAAUGCAACUGACCCGGAUCGAACAAACUGUGAAUGUGUCAACAUCAACGAAUGCUCCACCACUCUCACUCGUCCAGAUCCUCCAGGCAACUUCGUUCUCGGGUAUGAAAUGCAUUCGUGCUACUUGACAGCUGAUUGCACUGACGAUACAUCAGGAACCUUUACUUGUAACUGGGAUUGUGAGGCAGAUUUUUGCUCAGACCCAAAUGCCCUCUGCUCAAGAGUCAAUCUAAAACAUGAAGACAUCGGUGCUGGUGAUCCGAGAUACGACGCAGCUCUAGAAAAUCGUUAUGGUCAGCAAAUUUGCUCCUGCCCAGUUGGCUACGAAGACACUAGUUAUGACUUAGACGUCCCCCAGACUAUCAACUGCAUCAACAUUGAUGAGUGCGAUCGAACUGACAAUAUCUGCGGCACGGGAACGACUGAUCAUGACACUCCCCUUUGCGUCGAUACUGACGGAUCAUACUAUUGCUACUGCCCUCAUGGCUCCGAAGUCCAACUGGAUGCAAACGGAGAUCCCGUGCGACCGAUCGUGUGCCUAGUCAUCGAUGAGUGCAGCAUCGACCCACCGGCUUCUGGAGCUCAUCAGUGCUACACAUCUUCUCACUGCACUGAAAACGUAUCCGGAAGCGGCAAUCCGUAUGAGUGUACAUGGGGAUGUAAUAAAGAGUCUUGCAAUGGAGAUGGCACAACGGCGGGAACCUUCUUUGCUCCUAUUAACGGUGUCUGGUGCGAUUUCGACUUGACAACUGGUACCGAGGAAUGUAAAUGCGCGGAAAAUGGAUAUCUUGUCGUUCCUGAUGGCACAACAUUCCAGUUCAAAUGCGAAGAUGUCGAUGAGUGUACUGAUAAUCCUUCUGUCUGCGGCUCUUCUCUUAUAGACGCUAGCGUUUCUGGCACUGGUGGCACCAUGUUUGCCACGACUUCUGAGACUCUUGUCUGCCACAAUACUGAUGGCGGCUACUGGUGUGACUGUCCCCUUGGAUUCGAAAUGAUCCACUCGGGCGGGAGCUCACCGGGCAAUGAUGUUCUUGGAAUCCAUUGUAUUGAUAUAAAUGAGUGUUCCGCGAACAUUCAUUCUUGUUCCACCGAAAACCACUGCAUUAACACUGUUGGAUCAUACGAGUGCAUCUGGGAAUGCGACCAAUCAAUCGGCAACGGCGAGUACUGGCGCGAGUGUGUCAAUUCCGAAUGCAAACUUAAAGUUCUUGAAGAAGGCGAAUCAGGAACUGAGAGUUCGCUGAGACCAGUUUGCGAAUGUGACUCUGGCUAUCGAAUGAUCGACUUGACUUUUGAUCCGACAAGUUUGGAUCCAGCUGACCCUUGUUACUGUCAAAAUACUGAUGAUACACUUGAGGACUACUGUGAGAACUUGGUUGAUAUUUGCUUCAAGGAGGAUACUGGAUCAGGUGCAACUUGCAAUUGUGAUUUCUUCACAAAUACUGAUGCCGAAACAGCGAGCCUUGCUAUCUGCGUUGAUAUUGAUGAGUGUACGGAGACUGUUGCUAAAUGCGGAACAAAUGUGUUCACCAACACUUACGACAACAAUCCACUCGAUCCAACUAUUUGUGAAAACACUCCAGGCUCAUAUGUAUGCGACUGCGAUGAUGGUUUCGCCGCCACCUUCGCAGCUGGUGUUAACGACAGAAGUUCCGUUGUCUGCCUUGACAUCAACGAAUGCAAUGAUAAUGCCCUCAAUGCUUGCCCUGACAGCUCCCUCUGCACCAAUAAAGAUGGCUCCUUCUUGUGCUCAUGCAGUGCUUGCGAAGAUUGCCCAUCGACAAAACCAAACAGCGAGUGUGUUCAAAAAGUAAAAUCGAGCUCAAGAUGGGAAACUGUCUACACUCACGAGUGCCGGUGCAAAACUGGCUUCAAAGAAGACGCUAACGGCGACUGUAUCGAUAUUGAUGAGUGUCUCAGCUCUGCUACGAGUCAAUGUGACAUGCUCUAUCCUUCUGGAUCAAGAACAGAAAGAUCGACAAUCAAAGAAAUCGUCGAGAGUAAAAAGCUCGAAGACAAAUCGCCAACAAAUGAUGGCUCGAUGUGCUUCAACAAGAAAAAUCCAGAUAUUGUUCUCAAAUGUCCUGCUGGAACUGAAAUCGAAAUCACUAGCGCCAUGUUCGGCAGAAUCGAUAGUGAAGCAUGCUGCUACGCGAAAAAGGGAUGUGGCUCGUGUCCAGAGGAAGAGAACUUGGACCUUUUCGAAAUUAUGACUUCGAGCUGCAAUGGAAAAGAAGAUUGUGUUUUCAGUACUCAAGCUCUUCCCGAACGAUGCUCGAAUGAUGUCAAGCCUUACAUUGACGCUUCAUGGGACUGUGUCAAGUUCGAAGAACAAACUCGAGCUCUUGCCAUCCCGGAAGAGAAUGUUGAGCAACUUGUUUAUACAGAAAAAUGUCUCAAUACUGUUGGCUCAUUCAAAUGCGUCUGCGAUACUGGAUUCUACUUGGAUGAAGCAACGCAGAAAUGCAUCGAUAUUGACGAAUGCGGAAUGACGUCAUGUUUAUGCAAGCAAACAACUGUUCACGAUGCAAGCACUGGUACAGCACAAAGCGUUCUCUCAGUAACAUACGUCAAUGGGGGAGAGUUUUGCCCAGCAAAUUGUGAAGCCUACAUUUCGAUACUUCAUCAAUGCGAUAUUGGAACGCAUGAUCCAUCGGACACCUCAAUCACUCGAGAAACCUGCGUCAACACAAUUGGAUCGUAUACAUGCGAAGAAGAAGACUUCUGCGAAGACUGCAUUUUCUGCGGUCCGAAUUCUCACUGCUCUCAAGAUCAGUCAAAAUGGAAUCGGCCCGGCACUUGUAUCUGCGAUGAGGGAUAUUUUAACCCAGGUUCUGGUUGUAUCGAUAUCAACGAAUGUGAUCCUUCGUCUCCUGGAGCUCCAGCUACGAAUAGUUGUGGAGUUAAUGAUCUUUGCUACAAUACUGAUGGAUCAUAUCAUUGCUUCUGUGGACAACUUCCUGACGAGCUUGAACAUCUCUUCAAAGACUUUAACGACGGAGCUGGCUGCGUGUCGAUCGAUCACUGUGCUGAUAAUCUCCACUCUUGUAUGGUCGGUCAUGAUAUUUUGAAUGAAUUCUGCGUGACAGAUGGAGCAUAUUACCGCUGUACAAUGUCCUGCGGAGUCUGUGGCGCACACCAAUAUUGCACGACAGAAGUUGACGCUGGAACUGGACUAGUUGUUGAUCUCACCUGCAGCUGCGAUGACGGUUUCGAACCGGAUCCAGCAGAUGCAACAGGUCGAACAUGCAAAGAUUUCGACGAAUGCUCUGUUUCGAACAUUUGCUCGGAAAAUGGGCUUCUCUGUGAGAACGUUUAUGGCGGUUUCAACUGCGAAUGUAGCCAUGAUGGCCAUGAGAUCAGCUGGAGUGCCGAUGGAAAGACGCCAACCUGCGUUGACAUCGACGAAUGUGCCGGAUCUACUCAUAGUUGCGAUGCAUUGACCCAAAAGUGUGUUAAUUAUGACUCGGCUGUUGACACCGAUGCAGCGAAUCAACCAAUUUCAUAUUAUCAUUGCGAGAAUAUCGUGCAUUGCGAUUGCCAUGGACGAUGUGGUCCAUUGAUGACUUGCGAGACGAAUGCUAUUUCGAUGUCUGGCGAAUGCAAUUGUCCAAGCGGAUUUCAGCGAAAAGAUGCAACUGAUGAUACUUUGGGCUGCGAGGACGUUAAUGAGUGUUCUACAAAUACUCACAUCUGUACUGGCGUUGUUGGCCCGAUGGAAUGCUACAAUACCAUUGGCUCGUAUGAAUGUCGCUGUCCAGACGGAUACACCUACAAUGAUGUCCUCAAUCAAUGCGAAGACAUUGACGAAUGUGAUCCUUUGAUCGACACAAAUCUUUGUCAUACAAAUGGAAUAUGCACGAAUACAGUCGGCUCGUAUACCUGUCAAUGUGACACUGGCUUCAUGGGCAAUGGCUUUGUCUGCAUUCCAGAAUGUCCAGUUUGCGUCAACUCAAAUUGUGUCUACAACGUUGUCAAUGGCAAACGAGAGCCAAGCUGUGAAUGUUGGCCAGGAUUUGAGCCCGCUUUGAACGAUCCUCUCGAAUGCGUGGAUAUCAACGAGUGCAAUACAAACAAUGGUGGUUGCGGUUCUGUCCAAGUUGAUCCGAAUGAUCCUGGUCUUUUCCUUGAUCGAAAAUGUCACAACACGAUCGGCUCAUAUUCUUGCUGCUGUCCAGAGGGAUACAGAAGAGACAAUACUAUUGAUGACAAAUCAGAACAAUGCAUUAAUAUUAACGAGUGCGACGAAGGUCUUUUCGUUUGCGAUCCGAAUGCUUCUUGCGUUGACACGAUUGGCUCUUACGAGUGCGAGUGCGCAACUGGCAAUUUCGCUGGAAAUGGAAAAAUGUGCUACGAGGUCGAUUGCGAAGCAGAGUGUGGCGCCAUUGAGAAUUCUCAUUGCAUUAUUACAGAUAACAGGCCGGCUUGUGAAUGCGAUGUUGGAUAUAAAUGGGAAGAUGCGACAAAUUCAACAUGCAUUGAUAUUCAUGAGUGUGAGGAGAGUACUCACACUUGUUCAUCAAUCAUCGUUCCGGCAAGUAUCACUGGCGAGCCAGAUUUGACCAUGGAAUGUAUGAACACUAUGGGAAGCUACGAUUGCCAUUGUCCCUAUGGAUACGAAUGGAACGGUGUCGACUGCGAUUGGGUCGUAAUUGAAUGUGAUCCACUUUGCCACCAGACUCAACAUUGCCUUGUCAAUCCAGCAAAAACCGCGCUCGAAUGCGAGUGUGACAUUGGUUUGAUCCCUAAUGGUGACUUAUGCGAAGAUACAAAUGAAUGUACCGAUGGCGUUCUUGCCGACCCUUGUGGCAACAAUGAAGAGUGCUACAAUACGGCAGGAUCUUUCACAUGCAUUUGUAACACCGGUUACAGAUAUAACUCAACAACUGAUGAAUGUGUUGACAUUAAUGAGUGCGAAGAUUCAAUUGAUGUACACGACUGCCACAUCCGCGCAACAUGUACCAACACUGUAGGAUCAUACGAGUGCGAGUGUCCUCCUGAUACGACUGUUUUCGGAAACGGCAGAAAUUGCUUCAAUGAAACAGAGCUUCCCUGCGCUCUCGAGUGCGAUCUUUGCGGCUUUAACACCAUGUGCCUUGUCAACGAAACGAGCGGAUUUGCUGACUGUGAAUGUCUACCUGGCUAUGAAGAUGGAGAUGCUCUUUCUCCGGAUGCUAAAAGGGCUCAACAGAAACUUGAUUGCAUCGAUGUCAAUGAAUGUACAGAUGCAUCCAUCUGUGAGGAAGCUUGUCUCGACGUAGAUGGAAGUUACACCUGCUUGGACUGCCCUGAUUCUUGCCCAGAAGACGCCCAUUGCGGUAUGCUGGCAAGUGGAAACAUGGGUUGCAUCUGUGACACAGGCUUUGCCUCUCUUGGCAUUUGGCCGACUAAUCUUACCUGUGUCGAUGUGAAUGAAUGUACCGAUAAUCCUCCAUUCACGUGUACUUUGCCAAACGAGUCAUGUGUUAACACUAUCGGAAGCGUUCGAUGCGAAUGUGACAUCGGCUACUUCAGAAACGCUGCUGGUGAUUGCGAAGAUGUCGACGAGUGUACUGAUCAGACUCAUCUCUGCGAUAACAAUGCUGACUGCCUUAACACACUUUACGAUCUCACUCUCAACAGAGGAUAUGAAUGUGGUUGCCACGCUGGAUUCAUUCUUUCCGGAUUCGAAUGCAUUCCGGAUUGCUCCACAUGCGGCGUUAAUACUGAUUGCGAUAUAGACGCUCCAUUGAAUUCAAGAGCGUGUACUUGUCUACCAGGCUAUGAGUUUGACCCUGCCAAUCCCGGAAACUGCAUUGACAUCAACGAAUGCACUACUGGAACAAGCUCCUGCAAUCCGAUCACAGAAGAGUGUCGAAACUGCGACGGUGAUUACAACUGCGUCUGUCGAAAUGGCUACGAACCUGACGGCUCUCGAGUGUGCAUUGACAUUAAUGAAUGCGCAGACCAAGAACUUCACGAAUGCGACUCACAUGCUAUCUGUGAUAAUCUCCAAGGCUCUCACACUUGUACCUGCGAAACCGGUUGGGAGGGAGAUGGUAAAUUCUGUCACGAAAUUUGCCCACCUGACUGUGGCACUUUCGGAUACUGCUUCAUUGAUCCUUCAUCAAGACAAGCAUACUGCAAGUGCAAGGAUGGAUUCUUCAUGGAAAACGACAUUUGCAUUGAUAUCAAUGAGUGCGAAGAUGAGACUCUGAACAACUGCGACGCGAUAAAAUCCGAGUGCGUCAAUACAAUCGGCUCAUUUAUUUGCGAAUGCCCAGCUGGAUAUGAACAUCAAGCGGGAACUAGUGAUAUUUGUAUCGACAUAAAUGAGUGUGAUGACCAAACUCACAAAUGCGAUACAAAUGCUGACUGCGUCAACACAAUCGGAAGCUAUGAUUGCGAAUGUUCACAAGUUGCUAACCGAGAUGCGGAUCUCAUUGGAAAUGGUGAUUACUGUUAUUGUCCUGAAGGCUAUCAACUUGUCAAUGAUGCUUGCCUUGACAUCCACGAAUGCAAUGAUAAGACACAUCUUUGUGACAGCGAUGUUGGAAUUUGCGACAAUACGAUCGGCUCUUAUACCUGUUCAUGUCCAGCGGACUACUUCGGUGAUGGAUUCAAAUGCACAAAGAUCUGCCCACCAUGCGCUGGAAAUGCUUUCUGCGUCUAUGAUAACACCAACGAGCCAUUUUGCGAAUGUCCAUCGGGAACAACUGGCGAUCCUUUGGUUGACUGUAUCGAUAUCAACGAAUGCGAAGAUGAUACAGUACAUGUUUGCCAUCUUCAGUCGCCCGUCGAAAUCUGCGUCAAUACUUACGGAAGCUACACCUGCGAAUGUCCACAAGGCUACGAAAGGAACACCACUUCUUGGCUCUGCGAUGAUGUUGACGAGUGCGAUCUUGAUUUACAUAAUUGCGAUGCAAACGCUGAUUGUAUCAAUACAAUCGGCUCUUGGGAAUGCAAAUGUAAUUCCGGCUUCCAUGGAGACGGCUGCUUCUGCUUCCCUGAAUGCUCACCAACAAUGGACGAUUCUUGUGGACCAAAUACGUAUUGCACUCUUCAAGCUGGCAAAUCAGAUGUCGAAUGUGUCUGCCAAACUGGAUAUAAGCUCAUUGCCGGAUCUGAUCCAGUCGAAUGCGAGGAUAUUGAUGAGUGUACGGACGAUAUCACGCUUUGCUCUCAAUCCCUCUGUAUCAACACAAUAGGAAGUUUUCACUGUGAAUGUCCUGAAGGAUACGAGUUCGAUGAUGGCCAAUGUGUCAACGUCGACGAAUGUACUAUCACUAAUGAUCUCUGCCACAUCGAUGCGGAUUGCUUCGAUACCGAAGGAUCCUUCGAAUGUCGCUGUACCAAUGGCUACAUUGGUAAUGGUUUCGACUGUCUUCCAGAAUGCCCAGCUUGCUCUCCAACUGAAGUCUGCGUGAUGGACUUUAUCUCGCUUCCAAAUGGCAAGUCAACUGCUACUACUCGAUGCGAGUGUAUCAGCGGCUACACGAGAAAUGCAGUUACUGGCGAAUGUGAAGACAUCGACGAGUGUGAUACUCCUUUCGUUUGCGGUGUUCUUGCUGAAUGCAUCAAUUUAUCCGGUAGCCACAUGUGCAAAUGUCCCGAGGGAUACGUAGACGUUGAUGGAGCUUGCAUCGAUGUCAACGAAUGUUCCUACUCCCCUUGUGACCCAGUCGCUAUUUGCUUGAAUACUGGCGGCUCUUUUACCUGCACUUGUCCACCUGGAUACACUGGUGAUGGAACUUGUUGCAUUCCACAAUGCCCAAUCUGCGGCAUCAAUGCUGAAUGCGUCGGUGACACCAGUUGCCAUUGCAAAGAAGGCUAUACGGCCGGCGAUCCAAUGAUCGAGUGUUUCGACAUCAACGAAUGUGCCACUGAUCAGCACGAUUGUUGGCUCACUGAGGAUGAGUGCGUCAAUAUUCCAGGAACAUACAUCUGCGUCUGCCCAGAUGGCUACGCUAGAAACGCUGAUACAGGAAUCUGUGAGGAUGUCGAUGAAUGUACCGAAAAUAUCCAUCUAUGUCACGAUCUCGCUGAGUGUACCAACCUCGAUGGAGAGUACUCUUGCGCUUGUCCCCCAGGAUACGACGGUGAUGGCUACUUCUGCUAUGCCAAGACCGUUGUGGCUACCUGUCCAGUUGUUUGUGAGCCAUCUGAAGUCUGCGUAUAUGAAGAAACGAUCGACGAGUUCGUGUGCAAAUGCGCUAGCGGAUUUGUCGACAACAACGGAGUCUGCGAAGAUGUCAACGAGUGUCUCGAAUCUGUCUGUGGCGACCUUUUUGUCUGCCAUAAUUAUUUCGGCGGUUACGUCUGUAAUUGCCCUGAUGGGUACGUCAAUAUCAACGAUGUCUGUGAAGACUACGACGAGUGCGCGAAGAAGAUCCACAAUUGUGAUGAAAAUGCGAUCUGUCAGAACUUGGAAGGAAGCUUUGUCUGCACUUGCGAUACUGGCUAUUCUGGCACUGGAGUCGAAUGCACCAAAGACCCAGCAUGUGGCGUCAUUGACCUUUGCGACCCAAGCGCGAUCUGUGACGACAUUACGAAUACGAACAACGAGCUUUACGAGUGCAAAUGCCCACCAGGAACGGAAGGAAAUGGCUUCACAGAAUGCCAGCCAUCAGUAGCAAUCUGCGAGCCUUCUUGUCUUGACGGCGAAACUUGCAUUCUCGACGGAACUGGUCCGGAAGGCAUUUGCACCUGCGCUGAUGGAUACGAACUCAUCAACGAUGUUUGCGUCGAUGUAAAUGAGUGCCUGACAAUCGGCUGCUCUGACAACAUGGAAUGCAAAAAUCUCCAAGGAAGCUACCAGUGCCUCUGUGCUUCUGGAUCUGCACCGGUUCAGCUCUCAAAUGGGCAGAUUUCCUGUGGGAAUGUCAACGAAUGCGAACAGGAAAAUAUGUGCAGUAACAACGCCAAAUGCAUCGACAAAAAUCCUUCAGUGGAUGGAAUUCCUUUCGAAUGCGAGUGCAAAACAGGCUACUACGGAACUGGCGAAACUUGUUGCGAUACAGACGAGUGCGGUGACGAGCUGGACGACUGCCAUGAAAAUGCCAUCUGUAGAAACACUGAAGGCAGCUUCGACUGUUUCUGCAAAGAAGGCUACGAAGGCAACGGAAAGGAUUGCGAAAAGAUCUGUCCAGAAAAGCAGCGAAAUGUGGACGGCGAAUGUGUUUGCAAACCCGGCUACUACGCUGUUGAAAACUCUGAUCCCUUGGAAUGCGAGGACAUUGACGAGUGUUUGGACGAAACUCACAACUGCGAUGUCAACGGAAUCUGCGUCAACACGGAUGGAAGCUACAUCUGCGACGGCUGUGUGGACCCAUUCUUCGGAACGGGCUACCAAGGCGAGUGCUGCGAGGAGGAGUGCGGCAGCAAUCAGGCUUGCUUCUUCCGCGAGUGCAAGUGCAAACCUGGCUACUACAAGGAUUACCUCACCGGCGAAUGCUACCCGUACUGCGACCCGAUUUGCGGACCAAACGAAGUCUGCCGCCAAGGAGAAUGCUACUGCAAAGACAAGUACCAGCGAAAUAUUCUCGGCGAAUGCGAGAAGAUUCCUUGCGAUUGCCACGAUGAAGCAAGCUGUGAGACAGUUGAAAAUGCUCUCGGACAAAUGUUGUCUGCUGACUGCGUUUGCAACGAUGGAUUUGAAGGUGACGGUGUCGACACCUGCGAUGACAUAAACGAGUGCGACGUCGAUCCUGACAUCUGUGGCGCCGACAUCGCUUGUUGCAACCUCUACGGAACCUUUGUCUGUGUGUGCCCCUGCGGAUACGAAUACGUGGAGGAAACUCAAGCUUGUAUCGAUAUUGACGAGUGCGCCACUGGCAACCAUGCUUGCGACGAAAUCCAAGACUGCUUCAACCAAGACGGCUACCACGAGUGCGCUUGUCGACCGGAAGACUGCGGAGUCGUUUUGGCUAACAAGAGGAUCGAAAUGAGACUUCCUUGCGUCAAGCCGGAACCUUACCAACCAUAA